UCUUCCAUACAAUCGAUCACAAUGGCAGCAGCGCCAUGGUCGCUCGGUGCCACCUUUGGCUACCCUGAGAUCAUUUUGGCACUUGCCUCCUUCUUCUUCUUAUUGUUUUUUAACCGCCGCCGGCGAUCGUCUGCCUUGCCGAUAAACUGGCCCUUCAUCGGGAUGCUCCCCGCCUUAUUCAUCAAUCUCCCACACCUCCACGACUACGUUGCCCACAUCCUCCGCCACGCCAGUUGCACCGAGAUGUUCCGGGGGCCUUGGUUCCUGGGGGCCGACCUGCUGCUGACCUGCGACCCCGAUAACGUCAACCACAUUUUCAGCGCCAAUUUCGACAACUACCCCAAGGGAAACCAGUUCCGGGAGGUCUUCGACAUCAUGGGUCACUCCCUCUUCAGCGUCGACGGCGACUCGUGGAAGUUCCAGCGCAAGAUCGCCAACGCCUUGCUCGGCUACCGUAGUAGCUUCCGGGCCUACGUCAUCGGUGCCACCAGGGAAAAGGCGGAGAAGGCACUCGUCCCUCUUCUGCUCCGCAAGAGCGAGUGCGGUGAGCCAAUGGAGCUUCAAGAGAUAUUCACUAGGCUCACCUUCGAUGUCACCUGCCUCAUGGUCUUCGGCGACGACCCGGGAAGCCUCUCGCCCAAUUUUCCAGACAUUUCCUUCUCUACGGCCAUCGACGACGCGUGGGAGGCGCUGUUCUUCCGCCACGCCGUGCCCAAGAGCUGGUGGAAGGUGAUGAAGUGGUUCAACGUCGGCACCGAGAAGAAAAUGGCCAAUGCCAGGAAAGUCAUCGACCAGAACAUAAGCCAAAGAAUUUCGCAAAAGAGGCAGGAACUUAACGCCAAGAUCUCCAAGGCCGAUGUACUCGCCUCCUACAUGGAGGUGGUGGAGAGUGUCAAAGAUAAACUGGAAGACACCGACAAGUUUUUGCGUGACAACGUUCUCUUCUUGAUGAUUGCAGGGAGAGAUGCCUUCUCCAUCAGCCUCUCUUGGUUCUUCUUCCUUCUCCACAACAACCCGAAGGCGAAGACGAAGCUACUGCAGGAGCUGCGGCUUUGCCGGUCCAGCGAGAACAAGUCGACGACGUUCAGUGCCGAGGAGCUGAGCGGAAUGGUUUACCUCCACGGGGCGGUGUGCGAGACUCUGCGCAUAUUCCCGCCGGUGCCGUUCGAAGAGAAGACGGCGCUGAAGGAGGACGUGCUGCCGAGCGGUGCGAGGGUGGCUGCUGGGCAGAGGGUAUUGGUGAGCGUGUACGCGAUGGGGAGGGUGGAGGCGGUGUGGGGGGAGGACUGCAUGGACUUCAAGCCGGAGAGGUGGAUAACGGAGGAGGGGAAGGUGAGAUACGUGCCGGCGUACAAGUUCAUGGCCUUCAACUGCGGGCCCAGAAUUUGCUUGGGGAAGGACCUGGGCUUGAUGCAGAUCAAAACGGUGGUCGCCGCCGUGCUGUGGAACUUUGAGGUGGAAGUGCUGGACGCCGCCCGAGUGGAGCCGAAGAACUCGGCCAUGAUUCGGAUGAAGAACGGAAUGAUGGUCACCAUCAAGAAAAGAACUCAUUCAAUAGAAUAGCGCGGUAAAUUUUUUUUUUUUAAAUUUGCAAGCUAAGGCAUAAGUAAUAAGUAAUAAGCCUUAUCUUUAUGCUAUAAGAGUGUUUGGCUGU
Molecule: messenger RNA, 1654 nt
Organism: Zingiber officinale
Lineage: Eukaryota; Viridiplantae; Streptophyta; Magnoliopsida; Zingiberales; Zingiberaceae
Product: noroxomaritidine synthase 2-like
Exons: 1
Coding region: 22-1563 (513 amino acids)
Molecular function (GO): iron ion binding; oxidoreductase activity, acting on paired donors, with incorporation or reduction of molecular oxygen; monooxygenase activity
Source: RefSeq, a predicted model, not a curated record